GCCCGCAAAAGCCCCUAAUGUAGCAACACGCCUUUCGAAGGAUCGCUAAUGGAGGGUCGGUUCGUACCUUUCCAACAGCAAUUCGGGAACGAAGACGAGGUUGUUGUUCAAGACCAUGAGGACGAGGACGGCGACGAUGACGAUGACGAGGACUAUGAAGAAGAGGCCGACUACGAAGACGAAGAAGAGGGGUUUGUUCUGGCCGUGGAGUCAUCUAGGGUUUCGUAUGGCGGACCGCCGGAGUCUUCUCAGGAGGCAGUGAUUGGCCAUACUCGGGAAAAUGCGGUUGAAGAGGAUGAGGAUAGUACGAGGAGGAGGGAAGGGGGUGAGGCGUCUUCGUCGCAGGGAGGCGACAAAGGGGGAGAGUGGAGUAGGGGUGAUGUUGACGGCUUGUUUUGCCCAAUUUGCAUGGAGGCUUGGUCGAAUGGCGGUGAUCACCAAGUCUGUUGUCUUCCUUGUGGCCACUUAUAUGGUGUUUCAUGCAUCAAGAGAUGGUUGCAGCAAAGGAAAAAUUCGGGGAAGUGUCCUCAAUGCAACAGGAAAUGCACGUUGAAAGAUGUAAGAGUAAUUUAUGCAUCACAAAUAGUUGUUGUUGAUCAAGAAUUACAAAAGAAAGUUAAAUCUCUUGAAGCUAAAUGUGCUUCUUUUGAGAAGAAGGAUAGUGACUGGCAUAAGAAAGAAGUUGAAUGGCAGAGGAGAGAAGCUGAUUUGCAUCUGCAAGUACACCAACUUACAGAGAGGACAAGUCAUUUGGAGCAUUUAUUGAGAGACACAGGAAGCAGGUCAUCAAGAUUUCCCAGUGCAAGUGAUAUUUGUCAAGAACAAGCCACAUUUGGACAUAACCAUAAAUUUGAAGCUGAUGGGCGAGGAUCUUCAAGCUGCCUUUUGUUACAGGUAGAUGGUGCUAAAUUUUUUGAUGUGGAUGCUUCCAGUCAAGCAUUAAUAAUUGCACGAAGGUUGUCCGGGAUGGGGGCAAAGCAUGUACUCACCAAAAUGAGUUUGAUAGCUCCACAUGAAAGAGAAAAUAUACAGGUUCCUGACAAUACAAAAGCUAUAAGGGAUAUACAUGUCUCUGCUCAUGGAAAACUAGCACUUGUGGCUUCCUUGGGGAAGAAAUUAUCUGUUAUCAGCACUGAAAGCAACAACGUUGUUAUUUCUUAUGAUUUACUGGCUGCUGCUUGGUCAUGUUCGUGGGAUCUUAGCUGUUCACAUUAUGCAUACACUGGAUUACAGAAUGGAAUGGUUAUGGUAUUUGAUAUGCGCCAAACAGUAAGGCCUGUCGAAUCCAUGGUGGGGUUGACGUGCAACCCCAUUCACACUGUGCAUUCUCUUUCACCAGAAUUAAGUUUUCUUUCUGGUGUUAGAAGCCUCCUUACUGCUUCUUCGGUUGGUUUAUGUCAUUGGAAUUUUGGUAGCAGUGAAGAAAGGCUGUUUUUGGUUCCUGAAUCAGAGAAUCAAGGAAUUUGUAUAGCUCUUGCUUAUUGUCCCACCAGCAAUAACAUUGUUGCCUCCUUUCGUCCCAAAGUUGAGAUGUCUAGUGACAUUGCUGUUUCUCAACCUUCACCAUCCCCUACCACCUCUCUCACGGGGCAAGGAGUCCAAGGAUCCCAUGUUCUCUACAGGAGUGUGGGUAGCAUCAGAUAUAAGAAAUUAGGAUCUGUGUGUGCAAAUGUAGAUUCUAUUCGACUGCCUAAAUCUGCAAUUAUAGACAGAGGUCAUGGAAUACAAUUUGUUUCUGGAGAUGAAGUGGCAUGUGAGUUGGUCUUGCAAGAGCUGCCAUCUUUUAUGGUUGCUCAGCGUCUUAAAUAUCAGAAACAUCCAAUUCGAGAUGUGAAAUACUCACGUGACUUAAACUCUGGAUUGCUUACUUGUUUAAGUGAGGACAUAUUGCAGCUUUUCUCUGCCAAGGUUUUAUGAAAAGAGUCUUUCUCUUGCAUGUACACCUUUCUUUUUCUUGUGCCAUACAUGUGUCCCCACAGCCCUCGCAUGACGAGGUACAAUAUUUGAGGACGAUUGCUGUCACAUGGGCUAACAUGUCAAUGCAUCUGUGCGAUAUUGUUCCUUUAUUUUUGUGGGCAAUUAUCAGGUAACUAAGUAUUGCUUUGGGUAGCUUAGAUCCAAAUUUUACUUAAUUUUACUUUGUAAAGACAGUUGUAUCUAUUGGAAAUAGUUUUUUUUUUUUUUUUUAUCCAUAAUUUACUCUAGGGGAGAGAUUUAUGUAAUAUUUUACAUAGUGCAAACUUGUUUCUUCUUACAUGACAUGGUGAUAAGAGGUUAUAACGAUAUACGCUCCGAGUAAAGCUCAUUUUUAUAUUUAUUUGAUAGUCAUGGUUUGUAAAUAAUUGAACUCUGGUCAGUGGAGUGGAGCAUAUGAAGUGCACAAUUAAAUGAUAAUAGUUGUA
This is a messenger RNA of Diospyros lotus (date-plum), 2402 nucleotides long. RefSeq lists its product as uncharacterized. Gene Ontology annotation, cellular component: nucleus. The transcript is spliced from 14 exons. The record is from RefSeq and is a predicted model, not a curated record. Lineage: Eukaryota; Viridiplantae; Streptophyta; Magnoliopsida; Ericales; Ebenaceae. Gene Ontology annotation, molecular function: ubiquitin protein ligase activity; protein binding. Bases 49 to 1917 code for a protein of 622 amino acids. Gene Ontology annotation, biological process: interstrand cross-link repair; protein ubiquitination.